Molecule: messenger RNA, 3385 nt
Organism: Arachis ipaensis
Lineage: Eukaryota; Viridiplantae; Streptophyta; Magnoliopsida; Fabales; Fabaceae
Biological process (GO): endocytic recycling
Cellular component (GO): endosome
Source: RefSeq, a predicted model, not a curated record
CAACUGUGGAAGCAACGCCGGAAAGAAAGUGCCGAUAUUUGGUGGCGACUUCAGUCUUCGCUGUGAAACCUCUCAGCUCAGUUCUUGUUUCUUCGUUUGAUGGAAUUCAGGCCCCGCAACUACACCGCCGAGCGUGAAUCUCACGCUCUACCUCGCCUACGCGCCGAUGCUCACCCUCUCUCAGCUACACUCUCUCCGCCACUCCCUCAGGGUGAUGUUGUGGAAAGUGGUAACAGUGAUUUCUUUGAUCCACUGAGAGGAACUGAUAAGGAGGCAAAGGUCGAAUCUCCUGAUCCUGACAACCUCAGCAAUGCGGUUGAUCAUCAUCCAACGAAGGAGUGGACCUCUUUCAGGAGAUUACUAAUGCAGAGGUUUCCUGUCACCAAAAUGGUUUCAAUGUCUUCAAUGCCUGAUCUUCUAAUGAGAAGUGCAAAAUCACAUGAGAAAUCUUCAACAAUUAUGCAUUUGGAGGAACUGGACGAUCCACAAAAAUUUGCUGACGAGGGUGUCAAGGUGAUUACUUGGCAAGAGUAUGUGUCUCGGUUACAUGAGCUCAAAGAUGAAAUUAACCGUUCUUGGCUAGCUGAAGAUCGUGUAACAUCCUUAAAGUUAUCUAUAAAGGCAGCUAAGCUUCUGAUGGAUACGUCCGUUUCUGAGUUUUAUCCUACACUUUUUGUCCUUGUCACAGAUAUCAUGGACAUGCUUGGCGAAUUGGUUUGGCAACGCAUAAAGCGGAAAGCCGAGUUUACUGAAGAUGGAGCCUUACUCUGCAACUUAGCAGAAAACUUUAAGGCAAGCGAUAUUUGUAGUGAUGCUAAAGAAACUUGCAAUAACUGGUUCAACAAAAUUGGUGUUGUGCAAGAGCUUCUUCCACGCAUUUACCUGGAGUUGGCAAUAUUGCCUUGCUGGCGAUUUCUGCUUGACCAACCUGAAGACAGUCUUUGGCGCUUGGUAAUGAUGAUAAGAGGAUUGGGGGAUCCUGUAGCAUCUGCAUAUUGUCGUUUAUAUAUGGCUCACUGUGCUCAGAAGCUUAUUUCACAUGAUAUAGGUUAUCUUAUAACAUGUGUGAAUGACAUCAGAGUCAUUUUGAUGAAAAUUUUAUCAGCAAAUGAAAGCACUCAUGGAAAUGUUAAACACAACAAAAAAUUGCAAGUUAGUCUGAUGGAACCAACCAUUGAGUAUAUUAUGAAGUAUAUAUUUAAUGGGUUAUCUCAGGGACAAGUCAGUGAAGUUCUUGCAGAGCUGGGAUUGAUGAAGAAUCAACAGGAUUUUGGGAGUGUUUCAUGUGUUUCAGUUGUUCUGCAUCAUUUACUGAAGGAACUCCCUAUUGAAAUAGUUAGUUCAAACGCUCUACAGAUGCUUCAUCUAAUUGAAUUUAGCAAGGAUUAUUCCUUUGAUCAGCAUAUGAAUUACAGAUUGCUUGGGUUCAGGCUAAAUGAAAGGAAAACCUCAGUUGACCUUGUCAAUGCUGUGUUAGAUAAAAUCAUUCUGGUUGUUGCUCAGUAUGAUAGCCUCGAUGAGUACCUAAAGGUUGUAGAUGCUUAUGCUGAUCUUAUUCUUCAGAAUCACUUGGGUGAUCUUCUGAAUACCAUUUUGGAAGGCAUUUCGCAGCGUGCUCGGAAUAAAGGAGUGACAGAAGCUGAAAUGCCAAGCUUGCAAUCUCUCUUGGGGAAGAUUCUGUCUCAUUUUAAGUGUCUUGAGGAUGUAUUGUGUCUGAAUUACUUUCCAGAGAUCUUAGAUUUAAUGUUUGGGAGCUCACAAGAUGCUGUCUUUCUGCACAUCCUUAAUCUGGCAACAAGGAACGAUCAUAUUAGGGAUCCAUUGUGCAUACAGCUACUUUUUGAAAUUUCUCGAACUUUACAUGAUAACAUUGAAGCAAAGAAUGUGAAAGAUGGUGAUAGCCAAGUGGCACAUUCAAUAUCCCGCUUUGUGCACAUGGUAGAUUAUGGGGCAGAGAUGGAACACCAGUUAGCUUUUCUAGUUGAUUGCCGAGGAGCUUUUGGUAGAUUUAAUGAACUAAAGGAAACCCUUGUUCAUUCCAGCAAUUCCUUAGCAAUUCAAGCUUUGAAAUGUGCUAAGAAACACUUGAGUUUGGUCAAAGCCUGCAUUACAUUUAGUGAAAUCACAAUACCUUCUAUUUCUGCUCAAAGAAAGCAAUUUGAUCUUUUCCUAGAGACUGCCGAGGUUGCAUUCUUAGUUGGCUUGGUUUCUCAUUCUGAUGGAUUGAUUGAUUCGGCAGUUGGCUGUUUGCAGACCUUAAAUAUCACGGAUGGCUUGCAAACCCCAGCUGAAGUUGAAGGACUAGUCUCAUCAAUUAGAAAGCUCUGUGGCUUCUUAGUUAUGGUUCCAGGUGAUCUUAGCAAAGCAGGCACCCACUUCCCAAAUAACUUAUUUUCAUUGAUCAGCUCACACUCGUGCUUUGAACCAAAAAUGAAGACACAAAUUUUUUCUUCAAUCUUAUUGUUGUUGACAUCUUUAGCACAGAAGUCUCUACCAUAUCAUGUAGAUACACAGAUUCCAGGCAAUGACCUGUUAUUCUAUGGGGAUUCCUCUUAUAAGCAAGAACUUGUUUCUUUGACUAAGCUUGUUCUUGAGAACCUGCUUCGUGCCAUUCAACAAGAACCUUCACGGGCCGCACGUGGAGCAAUGGCACUUGAAGCUUGCAAUUGCAUUGUAUCAUCUUUCAUGGUAAAUGAUGAAUUAUCGUCCGUUUGCCUUAACCUGAUCGAAACUGCCAAGUCAGGUUUGAGUGAUCACGAUAAAUACCUCCGAUCGACCAUUGAACUUGUAAAGAAGAAAUCCCAAACUCCUUCAACGGCCACGGUUUCUGUUUCUGUAUGACUUGUCUUCAUCCUCACCUAGGUUGAUAUGUCACACUUGAUAUGUAUAGUAGGCAGCUUAAGGUUUAAGAAACAAAAGAAACACCCAAAGAUGGAAGAACACAAGGAUGUCGCAAGUCGCAACCACUAUAACCGGUCGAAUGUAUGAGAGAUACUCUCAGACAGGAUGAACAAGAAGAGAAGGAGCUUUCAAGGAGGAAGAGUACAACAAAUUCUCCUUUCAAUAACAAGCAUUGUCUCUCACCAGUUGGUUUGGGAAACUGAUGUUGCUCCUACAUUUUGUGAUGUCCUUGCUUUCUGCACCAUUUUUUCGGCAAUGGAUCUAUCAACUUAUUCAACUUCAGUGGUGAUCAGCAGUCAUCAGAUUAUUUGGUCAUUCAUUCCUUACAUUAUAGUUUGAUUUCUUUCGCAUAUUGUAACCCUCAUUCUUUUUUCUUUUUCCCUCCAAAUUAUGGGCGACGGAAUUAUUUGUUGUUAGUUAUUAUUCACCUGGCUUAGUCCAUAAAAAAAAGAGCGUGUAUAAAGAAAAGAUAUCAUUCUCCCAA